Molecule: messenger RNA, 2844 nt
Organism: Carcharodon carcharias (great white shark)
Lineage: Eukaryota; Metazoa; Chordata; Chondrichthyes; Lamniformes; Lamnidae
Gene: ndor1
Product: NADPH dependent diflavin oxidoreductase 1
Exons: 16
Coding region: 751-2544 (597 amino acids)
Cellular component (GO): cytosol
Molecular function (GO): FMN binding; NADPH-hemoprotein reductase activity; flavin adenine dinucleotide binding
Source: RefSeq, a predicted model, not a curated record
UACAAAAGUGCAAGACUUAAAGGUUCAUUGUGAUAGUGACCACAGUAGUAGAAUGAAGUACUACAUCACAAUAGUAGGGGUGACACUUCCACUAGUUAUUGUGUGAAUGUGCUUCUUUAUUGCGUUAGAGUACUUCAUAAUUAUCGUCCUGGUGAAUGUGUUUUUAUUAAUAUAUGUCACAUCAUUGUAAGGUGUGUAUUUUUGCUAUAGUUAUUAUGGCAGUGUUUAGAAUUGUUAUGAGUGAGCAGUAACCAUAUGAAUGACUGUACACAUUGAGACGACUGUGUGGUGUGACACUGGUGUGUGUAUUACGGUGAUCUAAUAACAAUGUAUGGACAUAUGAUUGUAGGUGUGUUCAUUAUCAGUGGUUGUAAUCAGUGUACAACAGAGAGUGUUCACUUUUGAGAAUAAUUGCUGUUCCAGUGAGUGGUUAGUUACAGCACUGAAGUGUGUUUUAGUAGUUAGUGUGCUAUUCAGUAUGAUUACCGAUGGUAACCACCAGGAUGUUGACAGUGGGGGAUUCAGUGAUGGUAAUGUCAUUGUAUGUCGAGGGCAGGUGGUUACAGUCUCUUAUUGAAGAUGAUCCUGGCUUGGCUGUGUGUGUGGUGCUAAUGUUACCUGCCACUUCUAAGCCCAAACCUAGAUGUUGUCCAGUGACUGCUUACCAUACUGGGUACAGAAUAUGAUAUUGCCACAGUUGGAACUUCUUUAAGGAUAAAUUCUGAAGUUGAUUCUGUUGAUUUAUGCAAGAUGGUUGAGCGGAAGCUGCUGGUGUUGUUUGGUAGUCAGACUGGCACAGCGCAGGAUGUGGCCGAACGGAUCGGGAGGGAAGGAAUACGUCGGCACUUCAAGUGCAGAGUGAUGCCAUUGGAUAGUUAUAUGAUAGCUGACCUGAUCCAGGAACCCCUGGUGGUGUUUGUGUGCUCCACCACUGGCCAAGGUGAACCUCCAGACAACAUGAAGAAAUUCUGGCGGUUUAUCUUUCGACGGAACCUUCCUGCAACCUCCCUCUCUCUGAUGGAUUGUGCUGUCCUGGGUCUUGGAGAUUCCUCCUACCCUAAGUUUAACUUUGUUGCCAAGAAGCUGAGUAAACGUUUGAUUCAGCUGGGAUCAAAUGGACUGCUGCCUGUGGGAUUGGGCGAUGAUCAACAUGACCUGGGACCCGAUGCUGUAAUUGAUCCCUGGUUAAAGCAGUUCUGGGAACAAGCCUUGAAUAUCUACCCUCUGCUGCCAGGGCUAAGUGUGCUUGGUGAUGAUGUCAUAUUGCCAUCGAAAUACAGCUUUCAAUUUGAGGAUGAUGCAGCCAAAGGUGUCUCAGUGGAACCAUGUGACACAAACAGACAAACUAAAUGCCCACCCUCACAGCUCCACCCAUUCCCUGCGCAGAUGAUCUCUAAUGAAAGGGUCACAGAUGAAACCCACUUCCAGGAUGUGCGGCUCAUCACCUUCGAUAUCACCGGCUCCAGCAUUGAGUACUCAGCAGGGGAUGUGGCCAUGAUUGAACCUCGAAACUCAUUGGAGAGUGUUGAGCAGUUCUGUCAGCUCCUUCGACUCAAUCCAUGCAAAACAUUUCUGCUGAAACCCAAUGAUUCAGCAACACCACUUCCUGCUCGAUUACCACAGCCCUGUACAGUUCAGUACCUGGUGGAACGUUACCUGGAUAUUAACUGUGUCCCGCGACGUUCCUUCUUCGAUCUCUUGUCAUACUUCUCACCUGAUGAGAUGGAGCAGGAGAAGCUAAAGGAAUUCAGCUCAGCUGAGGGCCAGGAGGAGUUGUACAGCUACUGCAACAGGCUUCGCAGGACCACCUUGGAGAUUCUGUAUGAUUUUCCUCAAACUACUUCUGUCAUUCCACCUGACUAUCUCUUCGACCUCAUUCCCGAAAUCCGACCACGGGCAUUCUCCAUUGCUUCUUCACAGUUGGCUUAUCCUAGUCAGAUUCAGAUUCUGAUGGCUGUCGUUCGGUACAGGACCAAGUUGAAGAAGCCUCGCUGUGGCCUGUGUUCCAGUUGGCUAGCAUCCCAGAACCCUCAGCAGAGUGCUGUGUAUGUGCCACUGUGGGUGAAGAAGGGUAUGCUGCAAUUUCCUACAGACAUCAAAAGCCCCAUUAUAAUGAUUGGACCUGGCACAGGAGUGGCGCCAUUCCGAGCAGCAAUACAGGAACGUGUUGUGGAGGGAAAGAAAGGUAGCUACCUGUUUUUUGGCUGCCGUGGGAAGUCAAAGGAUUUCUUCUGCCGAAUGGAGUGGGAGGAGCUAAGUCAGAAGAGCUUCCUGACCCUAUUCACAGCCUUCUCCCAGGACCAGGAGGAUAAAAUCUACGUCCAACACCGGAUAAAGGAAAAUGGACCUCUCAUCUGGAACCUAAUUCAGGAGGAACAGGCAUAUUUCUACAUAGCAGGCAAUGCUAAGAUGAUGCCAACGCAGGUCACAGAUUCCCUUAAGUCUAUUUUCCAGUCAGAGGGUGGCCUCUCUGAACCUGAAUCCGAGCACCUUCUUGUGGAACUGGAACGAUGUGGCCGAUUCCAGACGGAGACCUGGUCCUGAGUAUCCCAGCAUGUAUCAGUUACAGUCAGCAACGUGUCAGUUACACCAGGCUCGGAGCCCAGACAGCACGUUCUGCCUGUCCUGGAAUGACGUGAUAGUGAGUGCAGUCUGAUUGCACGGCACUCAACCCUGGGUUAGGUUACCUGACUGAUCACUCUGCCACUGAGGAGCUGAAAAGAAUGUGGUUGUAUGUUGUAUUGUAAUUUAUCAUUCACAAAAUUGUCCCAGCAAAUCACUAAUUACUCAGAAUCAAAUGUGAGAACACUGUUAGAAUUUAAUUAAAUAAUAUGGAGAAAAAUA